AUGCGUGCAAACAGCCGCACUGCAGAACUUGUCUGCGCUCAAAGUUUCCCACAAAACAGCAAAAGAGCCCGCAUGAUUGCUCCACCGAAAAGUAAAACACUGCGGACGACUACACCAAGAAGUAGCAAUACCCAUACUACUCCCCUCCCCACUGACUCGUUGCAACGUACAUAG
Molecule: messenger RNA, 174 nt
Organism: Nakaseomyces glabratus
Lineage: Eukaryota; Fungi; Ascomycota; Saccharomycetes; Saccharomycetales; Saccharomycetaceae
Source: RefSeq, a predicted model, not a curated record